Molecule: messenger RNA, 5930 nt
Organism: Contarinia nasturtii (swede midge)
Lineage: Eukaryota; Metazoa; Arthropoda; Insecta; Diptera; Cecidomyiidae
Gene: Adcy8
Product: adenylyl cyclase 78C
Exons: 30
Coding region: 1385-5437 (1350 amino acids)
Biological process (GO): intracellular signal transduction; adenylate cyclase-activating G protein-coupled receptor signaling pathway; cAMP biosynthetic process
Cellular component (GO): plasma membrane
Molecular function (GO): adenylate cyclase activity
Source: RefSeq, a predicted model, not a curated record
CUGAUCUUUGCAUACAAACAAUAGAAAAUCCAACCACUUGUCAUACUCGACUCGUGUAUAUAUAUAGUAUGGCAUCAAAGGGUAUUAAAAAACCGUUAUAUAUAGGCAAUUUAUUGCUACUAUUUUUAUAGCAGAGCUAUUUGAAAAAUUGGAUAUGUUGUUGUAGUAUAUAAUUGGUAAUUUUUGAGAAAUGGCGAAUCAAACGUUUAACAUUAUCUCCUUGAUAUUUAUGUACACAUACAUAUAAAAUAUAUGAACCAUUGCGGUGGAAAAAUAGCUCUUAUUUUGUUCCAAAUAAUACUCGUAUGAAUUUUAUUUUCAUAUAGAGACGUUGAUGUACAAUAACAAACCUAUGUGGAAAAAUCUCAUAUUUUAGUGUUGUUUGGAACAAAAUAUGAGCUAUUUUUUCACCGAAACGAUUCGUUUAUUGUAAAUUCCACUCCAGCAGACUGACUAUGAGAGUGAGUACUCAUUUUUUUCUUGAUAAAAUAUACGUCGUCCCAUCAGCACUGUAAUACAGUUUGUGAAAUCCCUUUUAAUGCCAAUAUCAAUAGAGACAGUCAGCUAAAGCAUAUAUAAAAUAGCACCGUAUCUAUCAUGCUCAAUAGUAUAUUCGCUAAGAAUAGAAGGUAAUUUGCUGUUGAGCGGUGGAAACAGCUCAGUUAUAGUCCAACAUCCAACAAGAACGGUGCAGUCAUGUUCGGUGCUGUUUUUAUUCAACCGUUAUAUUCGGAAUAUAAAGAUAUUCAAAUUUAAAUAUUUUUUCAACAGAAAAAAAAAUACGUAUUUUAAUUCAUACACGACACAAAAGUAAAUACAACUGUAUAUUAACUAUAGUGUUUUAUUGUGAUAAAUAUGAAAUUCGACCAUUACAAUUAAUAAGAAAACGUGCAACUAUGAUAAAUCUAUUGACAAAAGAAUUCAAAUUAUAAAAUAAAAGAACGCGAGACAAAAAAAUACAGCCAUUCAUGUCAUUUUCCAUAACAAAAGAAGCUCGCAGUACAUAAGUAUGCUCGUCACUUAUCGUUCGUGUGUGAUGUACGCGUAAACGAUUAUUUGUCCUAUAUUCAUAAUCAAAGUAAAUGGCAUAAUAUCAAGAGUUAGCCGAUGUUAUAUGCGGAUUCGUUAGAAAAGGAAUAUUUUUUAAUAUCAUAUAAAAGCCAAUACUGCGUUCAGGUAUAUUGUAGCUAUAUGAUUGUUAUAAAUAUGAUAUAGCCUUUUAUCUUUAAGAAACAUUCGUCGUUUUUAUGGCAUCGUUUGAAAGAACUACAGAGAUAACAAAGCUAAAAUCUCAAAGUUGGUGAUUUAUAUAGAUUUAUUUUGGCGUUUGGACUGAUAUCUGGAGAAGUCUUGGGAAAGAAGUAAAAGUUUUAAGGAAGAUAAAAUGAAUAGCCAAUCGGAAGGUGCAAACAACAAUUUUGAAAAUGAGAUUUUAUCAGUGGAUGAUAUUUCGAAAAUUCCUCGUUUGCCUGGAGACGGCGCCCAAGAUGACUUCGAUCAUUAUAAUGAACCUUCGAAUAUUGAACAAAUAAACAAUAUUGGUCCCCACGCAGUAAGCGUGCGAAAUAGUAUUUCAGGUUCCGUGCAAACACUUAAUCAAGGAAAAGUUAAAUCGACUGAAAAUCAACCACCGUUUAAUAAUGAAGCUUAUUCUGCAUUCAAGCGUGGAAAUGUGGUCAGAGGCAUUUUAUGCCCAUCACUCACAAACUCAUUCCGCGCACGAUCAUUAGAGCAUAGUUAUUUAACUUAUUCACACAGGCAACGCCAAAAGUCUCUGCUAAUUGUGAACGUUGUUGAUUUAAUGCUGAAAAUAGUUUUAGCAAUAAUAUGGAUAUGCAGAAAAUCUGCUGAACUUCCCAUACAGCCGGAGCAUGUUUCAUGGACGAUUUGUUGUGCCUUUGCAAAUUUGGGAAUUUGUGUUCUUGGUCUGUGGAAAUGUUUUGCCAAUAACUAUUUGCAUUGGGCAGCAAUUGUUAGUUGGCUGUUGUUUAAUGUGCAAGGUUUUGUUGGAGAAUGCGUUGGUUUUGCCGAUAGAGAAUGUAUGGUUUGGUACAUGCUUUUUAUUAUAUUCGUACCGUAUGCCAUGUUACCAGCACCCCUAAAAUUUUGCAUGAUUGGCGGAAGCAUUUCGGGGUUUGGUCAUUUGUUGAUUAUAUCUACUGGAAAGCUGCAAAAGAGUAGUGAUUCAAAUUGUAUAACACGGCAAUUGUUGGCGAAUUCACUUCUAUAUUUGGCUAUAAAUUUUGCUGGAAUGUAUACAAAAUAUCUUACUGACCGUGGACAGCGAUUAGCAUUCAUUGAAACACAUAAAGCUAUGGAACACAAAAAAGACUCGGAAAAAGAGUACAAACGGACACAAAAACUUCUUGAUUCUAUUUUACCAAUGUUUGUGAACACUGACAUCAGAAAAGAAACGUACAAAGGAGCCGACGCAAAUGUUGAUGCUCAAUUCAAAAAAUUGUACAUCUACCACAUGGAGAACGUUAGCAUUCUUUUUGCUGACAUCAAGGGGUUCACUGAAUUGGCAAGUAAAACAUCGGCUCAACAACUUGUGAAAAUUUUAAAUGAUUUAUUUGCACGUUUUGAUAAAAUAGCCGAAGACAAUCACUGCUUACGGAUAAAAUUGCUCGGCGAUUGCUAUUACUGUAUCAGUAUGUUUGAUAGUCAAAGUUGGAAAUCGCGUCCAGAUCAUGCUGUUUGCAGUGUAGAAACAGGCCUUCACAUGAUAAAAGCCAUUAAGGAUGUUCGACAUAGCACCCGAGUCGACUUGGACAUGAGAAUUGGUAUACACAGUGGUUCUGUUAUGUGUGGCGUCUUAGGGAUUAAGAAAUGGCAUUUCGACGUCUGGUCAAACGACGUGAUUAUUGCGAAUCAUAUGGAAUCAGGAGGAGUUCCGGGAAGAGUUCACAUAUCUGAAGCUACGCUGAAAUGUCUCAAUGAUGCAUACGAGGUUGAACCCGGUGAUGGUGGGAGCCGUGACAGCCAUUUGAAGAUGCUGAACAUCAAAACUUAUUUAAUUAAACGAACGGAGCCGCUAAGAGCACGAAAACGUUAUUGUGCCCGCCGCAUGAGUGCGAUAUCCGAUCAAACUUCAAGAAGUGAGCUUGCAAAAAAUAGUCUGUCAUUUAUACAUGAAAACUCUAGUAACGACGAAAGCAAUAAACGGCAAACAAAAAGCGACUCGCGGUACACAAUCCCAGAUGAUGAAAUACCAUUUGAUUGGAUUGCGGAAAUCCCAUUUUGGAAUCUCAACGAAAGCGAUGAGAAUCAUAUGGAUACAGUUAAAGGAAAUGAGUAUGUGGCACAAGAAAUGACGGCACCCGUUGCAUCAAUAGAGGAAGAUGUUGACGAAUUUAUUGAUCAAAGUAUUCAAAUCAAUUCAAAUAAGCAAAUGAGAAAUGAGUAUCUGCAUCCAUUGACGCUGAAAUUCAAGGAUUCCACACAGGAAUCGAAAUAUUGUCAACUACGUGAAGACAUGUUUCGAUCGAAUGUAUUAUCCGUAUUUAUUAUUUGGAUUUUCAUUGUAUUCAUUCAAGCCAUGAUUAUACCACGAUGCACAAUAUUAAUAAUAUGUCUGAGCGUUUCGACUGUGAUUUUAACGUUUCAAAUGCUUCUUGUGAUGGCCGAAGAGUUUUCUACUUUGCCAAUGUUUCUGCAAAAAAGUUCAGCGUCAUUAGUACAUCAUCGUGAUUUUCGUACAUUUUUCAUAUGUACAAUCAUAUUUUUAUUGUCAGCCGCAAGCUCCAUGUCCAUUCUGUGUCCAAUGGAACUAAAUCAAAGUGUUAACGAUUUUAACAUGACAAACCGCAGCACCAGUCAAUCCAAAUCAGAAAAUAUAAAUGAAUUAUAUCCAAAUAAUCUAUCAAAACUUCAAAUAACCAAUGAAUUGAACAGUAAUCAUAUUGAAGACUCGGAUAAAUUUAUAAAUAAGAAUGUAAAAGAUCUCCUUUCGAAUCAAAAAGUGUCACGUAAUUUAAUUCAACCGAAAAGUCAGACAGAAACCUGUACUCAUCCGGAAUAUUUGGUUUUCACGUGGGUUUUGUGCUUAAUUGCACUUGCAACGGGACUGAAAUUAUAUUAUCUUGUCAAGACGUUUAUGGCUUCCAUUAUGGUGUGUUGCUAUGCAAUGCUGAUUUCAUUUAUAUUUCCGGAGGUCUUCGAAGAGGCUUCAGUAGAAUCUGAAGUUAACUCAAAAUAUGGAAUGCCACUUACAAUCCGAAUGAAUAUUAUGCUUAUAGUUUUUCUUACAAUGGUAACGUAUCACGCGAGACUGGUUGAAGUCACAUCAAGACUGGACUUUAUUUGGAAAGAGCAAGCUGAAAAAGAACUAUCAAAUAUGAAAUCUAAUAGAGUUCUAAACGAUUUACUUAUAAAGAAUAUACUUCCCGAUCAUGUUGCCAGUUAUUAUUUAUCGGAUGGACGUUCUGAUGAAUUAUAUGCCAAGAUGCAUAGUUUAUGUGGUGUAAUGUUUGCAUCAAUUCCAAAUUUUCAAGACUUCUAUUCGGAGGACAUUGAAAAUGGGAAGGCGUGCAUCCGGAUUUUGAAUGAGAUUAUUUGUGAUUUUGAUUCAUUAAUGGAUGAGCCACGAUUUGCGUCGGUAGAGAAAAUUAAAACAGUUGGAGCCACAUACAUGGCCGCGUCAGGAUUGAAUCCAAAACAUCAGUCGGAGAAGGGUGAAAAUGAGGACGAUUGUGUCUGUGAUUUAGUCGAAUUUGCCAUGACACUGUGUCAAAAAUUGCAAGAAGUCAAUAAAGACGCAUUCAAUACUUUUCAGCUCCGAGUCGGUAUAAGCAGCGGGUCAUUGGUCAGUGGUGUAAUCGGGGCCAGAAAGCCUGUUUACGAUAUAUGGGGUAACACAGUGAACGUUGCAUCACGUAUGGAUUCAACAGGUGAAAAUUGGAAAAUUCAAGUACCUGAUUACACUGCAAUGCACCUAUCUUCAAAAGGAUACACUUGUGUUAAACGUGGUGAAAUCAAUGUGAAGGGAAAGGGCAUAAUGACCACAUAUUGGGUAUUUGGAAAAGGUGUGUCCGUCAAUCAAAUCUUACCAGGUCCAGUGCAAGCAGGAAUACCACAAGCCACAUCACCGUCAUUCCAACGUCAAGUAUCACAUCAUACUUCGUUAGCAGCAGUUGUCUAUGGAAUGAUGCAAGCAUCGAAACGAACAACUAACGUAAAUACAACGCCCAACGAAACACCAUCGCCGAAAGUUCAUCGCAGGGGCAGCACGUUUUCGUCCGUUCGAUUGUCGCAGAAAGUCCCGUCUAAUCCAAUCAGAAGAAACACAACUCGCGCACGAGCAAGAAGCUAUAAAAAGGAAAAAAACGCAGUUGCAACUGUUCCAAACACACCGAAUCCAACCAAUACGAUGGCGAACACAUUUCGUUUUGACCUCACUUUGCGAAAACAAGAGACUAUUUUUCAGGACAAAUCAUAAAAAAUGCUUCCAAAGUCGUUUCAGUUGGGAUGUUGUUUUUAUAUCAUUUGAAUUAUAAAUUAACGAAGCAUACCGUAAGAAGAGGUCAGUGUCCUCAGAGCUCAGAAACAGCAAAGAAAGGUCUUCACGUUCAAAAGUGCAAUUCAUCUACUGCACCAUUGAUUCCUCCGAAGUAAACAGAGGGAUGGUUUCAAUUACCUACUGAUUAAAGUUGUAAUACUGAUUAAACUUCGAUAAAUGCCGACUUGAAUGAAAAUCUUGUGGGCAAUUUUCUACACAUUUAAUUUUUUAGUUCAAAUGUUUUGAAAUUUUGUCGAUUUUUAUUAAUUAAUCUAACUAUACUUGGCAACUAUAAAAUUAAAUUGGUUUUUUUAAGUUAUCACAAAAAGCCAAUUUGAAAUCUAAUUGUGAAACAAUGGACAUUUUUGUAAUGAGUCUCCAAAUAUCAUUCCCACCAAGUUCCAUAAAAUAACAUAAAGUUUUACAUAUUGGU